GUAAGGUUAGCCGCCGCAGAGGGAAGAAAGUUGACAGAGACAGGAGCGAAUUAUUUUAAAACUGAGCGUUAAUGUAAGACGUCAAUGUAUGUGUUGUUAAGUUUGCUUCAAACUAAAAGCAAUGAAGUAUGUUUUCGUGUGUGACUCCAGGACAUACACCAGCAAAUGGGACGAGGCUAGUUGCCGGGUUGCCAACAGCUAAGCUAGAUCAGACUACUUCUUCCACCACUGCUGUCUAAUGAUGAUGGGCUGGAAGUCAUACUUUACCCUUUUCUUAAUAGCUACAUCAUUGCUUACAGAGCACAUCUGAGGUAACUGCUCUGUCUGCUGAAAUGUGGAUUAUCGACAGAGCGUUCGUCUUUGCUCUGGUAGCAGCAUCGAGCUUCACACCUGUGUAUGUUCUGGACUUCUGCCAAAACACUGAUGCUGACUGUCACAGACAUGAUGCAGCAUCAAACAACCAACCGUCACCACAAACUGUCAAAUCCAGGUGGAACAGGAAUGUUUCACACCUCUUACACGACCUGGACCAGUUUAAAGUGUCCUGCAGGAAGCUAAUAGAAUCAUUCCCACUAGAUGAGGUUGAUGGCAACUUUGUUCGCACGGUGAAGAACUGCCUGUUUUCCAAAUGCAUUCCAACCCCGCUGAAAGGCCCAUUAAGACUGGCAGCAGUUUCUAAGGAUGUCAUCGAGGAGAUCUUAGAUUUGGAUAUGGCUGUAACACAGUCAGAAGAUUUCCUUCGUUAUGUAAGUGGUGACAGACUUUUCCCAGGAUCUGAACCACUUGCUCACAGAUAUGGAGGUCAUCAGUUUGGCUACUGGGCAGGUCAGCUGGGUGACGGUCGAGCACAUUUCCUUGGUCAGUAUUCAAACAGGAAAGGGGAAAUAUGGGAACUGCAGCUUAAAGGCUCAGGGAAAACUCCAUAUUCAAGGUCCGGAGAUGGUCGAGCUGUAAUCCGCUCUUCUGUCAGGGAGUUCCUGUGCAGUGAGGCCAUGCACUUCCUGGGUGUUCCCACCAGCAGGGCUGCCAGUCUCACUGUGAGCGACGAGCCGGUGGUGAGGGAUCAGUUCUACAACGGAAAUGUGAAAACAGAGAGAGGAGCUGUUGUUCUCCGGCUGACCAAGUCGUGGUUUCGGAUUGGAUCUUUAGAAAUUUUGGCUCAGAGUGGAGAAACAGAUCUUCUCAGAAAGCUGCUGAACUUCAUGAUUGACCAACAUUUUUCUUACAUCAGUUUGAGUGACCCGGAAAAAUAUGUGGUGUUUUACUCCACAGUUGUAAAUGAAACGGCCCAUCUGAUCGCCCAAUGGAUGUCGGUUGGGUUCGCACAUGGAGUUUGCAACACAGACAACUUCAGUCUUCUUUCUAUCACCAUCGACUACGGACCGUUUGGCUUCAUGGAGUCGUAUGACCCCAAUUUUGUCCCGAACGCAUCUGAUGAUGAGGGCAGAUACAGCAUCGGAGCUCAGGCACAAGUCGGCCUGUUCAACCUGGAGAAGCUCUUGGCGGCUCUGAGGCCAGUUCUCACACAAAUCCAGCAGAAACGGGCUCAAAUCAUUUUAAAAGGAUAUGCUGAUCUUUACCAGAUGAGAAUUCACCAGUUAUUUAAAGCCAAACUGGGACUUCUUGGUGAAGACGAGAAUGACCGCUACCUUAUUGCCUUCCUACUUAAGAUGAUGGAGGACACUCAGUCAGACUUCACUAUGACCUUCAGGCAGCUCAGUGAAGUUUCAGCCGAGCAGCUCCUCAAUAUGAACUUCACACAGAUGUGGGCUCUUGAUGACCUGUUGUCACACUUGCUUUUCUCUGAUUGGCUCAACAUGUACCUGCUCCGACUCAGUAGACAACAGAAUGAUACUGAUUUGGAUCGUCAACAAAGGAUGAAAAACGUAAAUCCGAGAUAUGUGCUGAGGAACUGGAUGGCGGAGUCUGCAAUCAGGAAAGCUGAGAUGAACGAUUUCUCAGAGGUGGAGCUGCUGCACCAGAUCCUGUCCUCUCCCUUUGUUACACAAGAGACUGCAGAGGAGGCGGGCUAUGCAGCAAGACCUCCACGGUGGGCCGAGAGGUUAAAGGUCAGCUGUUCUUCAUGAGAGACACCUGGAUAUACAAAAACACUCAAAUGUAAUAAGACUGAGACUUCCCUGCUGCACGCUUUGAUACGUUCUGCCUUGUUUUAGUUGGUUCACAAGGUCAAAGUUGUGGCUGUUUUUUUUCCCCUGAAAGAGCAGCUACUGUGUGGAUCUGGUGACAAAUAGAAAAAUUAUGUCAGAAGAAUGAAGCUCUAACUGUGGCAGGUAUGUUGUGUUGUUUCUGCCCUGAUCAGCCACAGCUUUAAAACCACUGGCAGGGGAAGAGCGUUGCAGUGAGAAUGCAGUGUUCUACUUGUAAACCUGGACGCCUGGUGUUUUUGUGGAUGUUGUUUUGAUUCAUACCAUCUACCUAGACAUUGCUGCAGAUCAAGCACACCCCUAAAUGACAGCGACACUUCCAGACGGGGGUUCUAACGUUGUGGCUGACUGGUGUAGAUUUAGAUUUUAUCUCAUUUUUGGGCAGUUAUAUUGUUUAAUUAUGAAAUUUAUCACAGGAUGAGUAUAUUUCUGUUAUGUAGAUGUAAUACAAUCACCGUUUUCUUCA
Amphiprion ocellaris (clown anemonefish) is the source of this 2631-nucleotide messenger RNA. Its product is annotated as protein adenylyltransferase SelO-like. The coding region runs from base 333 to 2087 and encodes 584 amino acids. The transcript is spliced from 20 exons. The record is from RefSeq and is a predicted model, not a curated record. NCBI's taxonomy places the organism in Eukaryota, Metazoa, Chordata, Actinopteri, Pomacentridae.